Molecule: messenger RNA, 1598 nt
Organism: Moneuplotes crassus
Lineage: Eukaryota; Ciliophora; Spirotrichea; Euplotida; Euplotidae
Source: the annotation of a GenBank genome assembly
UCCAGUCGAUAUGUAGGUUUGUUCAUAAGCCGUAUUUGAGAUUUUCGCUGAUUCACAUAGCUAAGUUAGCUUAGAGGGAUUUUAGUGGAAUUUGGCAUUUUGAGUGUGAUUUUUUAGACCAUAUUAUGUGAAUCAGAAAGCUGAAAGGUAUGUAGAGGCUUUUGAAUCAGGGAGUUUGUAUUUUUGUAUUUUGGGGUUUGGGAUGAUUUCAAAUUUUUUAUAAUGAGCUUAGAUUCCCAGAGCCAAAGCCAGAGCCAGUGGUUUAUAAGAAUAUGAUAUCAGAUUGCUGUCAGUUAUGCCCUAACAAACCAUACAACUACAUCUGCAACCCUCAUAAAGUAUGUUUCUCAGCAUGCCCUAGUUGCGUAAUGAUAUUGCACUCAAAUUGCUAUUCUCCUGCCUCUCCCUAAUCCCAGCCCCAAAAAUUUCCUCCCUCUUGAACCCUACGUAUCCAGGAUCAGGACUACUCCAGAAGAGAUCCAGGCUAAUAUAGCUGCUAUUAAGAAAGUACUCAAGAAAAUGAAGAAUUAUGCACUCAGAGUUAUGAAAAUGGGCAAAGAAGAGACCCUAGUCAUGGAAAUUGAUGGGCUUGAGCUGGAGUUUAGAAGUUUAGUGGUUAGAGUGGAGGAGGGGGUUGGGGAUUACAGGCAACUAGACACACUCUACUCCAACCUAAGCUCAUUCUCCCAACGUGUACACUCCCACAAUUGCUUCAGAACAAUCUCAGCAUACUGCUUCCACCAGGUUUCUGAUGAAAAUCUGAAAGAACAAGGAGAAGAAACCUUUAUUAAAAUAAUUGAGAAGGAAGGAUUUGAGGAGUACAAAAGAGAGUUCACAUGUAAAAAGAGUUGAAAUAAUAGGGAGAAAUUUAAGCUGUCUUUGGACCUUGCAGAUGCUAAGAAAGAAGAUUUAGCAUACACAAAUUGUGAAUACAAGCAAAAUGACAAACCAGUCAUUCUUUGCAAGGAAUUAAUCAAAAACAAAGCUAGACUUCCUGACAUGAAGAAACUAAGCUUGACUAACAUCCAUAUCGAUCCUGACCUUACAAAUAGCUUCCUUGAACACUGUUUUCCAGAUAAACUCGAGCUACUAACCAUUGACAGGAACGAGAUCAGCAGCUGACCAAUGGAGGCAUUCAUGCCUCCAUUGGUCAAGGCGCUGAAGAACGUUACUCGUGAAAUAUUUAUAAGAGGGUUUGAACUGAGCACGCAGGAUUUUGUAGAUGUAGUGCAGAGUAGUGGGCAGUGUAGGAAGUUGAAGUUGUUUGAUUGUGUGAUUGAGACGAGGAGGGAGUUUAGGCUGGAGAUGUCAAGGGAGUGUAGACUUGAGGUGCUGGAUUUGGAGAGGUGUGGGAAGUAUAGUGACUGGGGGACGGAGGAAGAACAGCUUGAUAAUGUUUUGAAGGCGAUUUGUGAGAGUAAUUUGAUGAGGAGCUUGAGAGAGAUUGCAGUAGCUGAUGUUGGGGUUAGUAAAGAGGAGAUUCAGAAGAGAAUGAAUGGAUUCCUUAUGGAAUUUGUGAAGGCCCCAAUUAUAACAGAGAAUGCAGACUGGGACGCUGAAGACUAAAGACCAAACCAAGUUAUAAAAAUAGAAUUUCA